AAAAGGCGGGCUAUUUCGCGUGGAUUUGCCAUUUCGAAAGCGUUUGUCUGAAACGAGUCGGUUAAAGCCUGAUUUCGACGUGAAAAGAAUCCAUGUCAAUCCUUCGGAAUUUUUGAAUAUAAUUGUCUGCAUUCUAUUCACAUCACCAAUUAAGAACCGACUAAAAACCUCUACAUUUGUGUAUUCAAGGUCUGUACUUUAUUAUGGAUCAAUCGCCCGUAGCAACAUUCAAAUUAGUUCUUGUGGGAGAUGGUGGUACUGGAAAAACUACAUUUGUAAAACGACACAUGACCGGAGAAUUUGAGAAAAAAUAUGUGGCAACUCUUGGAGUGGAAGUACAUCCUCUUGAUUUCUACACGACAUGUGGAAAAAUAAGAUUUAAUGUUUGGGAUACAGCUGGUCAAGAAAAGUUUGGUGGUCUUCGUGAUGGUUACUACAUCCAAGGACAGUGUGGGAUCAUCAUGUUUGAUGUAACUUCUCGAGUAACGUACAAAAAUGUCCCCAACUGGCAUAAAGAUCUUGAGCGUGUGUGCCAAAAUAUUCCUAUUGUGUUGUGUGGUAAUAAAACUGAUGUCAAAGAUAGAAAGGUCAAAGCUAAAGCCAUUACUUUUCAUCGAAAGAAGAAUCUUCAGUACUAUGACAUCAGUGCUAAAAGCAAUUACAACUUUGAAAAGCCAUUUUUGUGGUUGGCACGUAAGCUAACUGGUGAACCAAAUCUUGAGUUCACAGAAAUGCCUGCAUUAUUACCACCUGAAGUGCAGAUGGAUGCUGCCCAAAAACAACAGAUUGAGGCUGACCUUAUUGAGGCACAGAAGACUGCUCUUCCUGAUGAUGAUGAUGAUUUGUGAACAUUGUAUUUCUAAUAUCUUUUGUCAUAGUAUUAGGAGCAGUAAGCAACAUUCUAAAGAUAAUUGUAUUCCAACUGUGGAGAAAAUAGAUUAAUCAAUGGAUGAUAUUUGCUCCAGUUACCUCAGUGUGAGCUUUUGAUAAACUUAAAUAAUAAUUUCAUAAAAAGAUAUGUUCAUUGGAAAAUUUCAGUUUUAUUUCAAUAAGACUUUUGUAAGAUGUUGAAAGAGUAAUUGUUGGAAUUAAGGUUCCUAGAAAAAUAACUUGAAUAAAGUUCCAGUAUUUAGUUUUC
Messenger RNA from Xenia sp. Carnegie-2017, 1138 nucleotides. RefSeq names its product GTP-binding nuclear protein Ran-like. The transcript is spliced from 4 exons. Bases 204 to 848 code for a protein of 214 amino acids. Gene Ontology annotation, molecular function: GTPase activity; GTP binding. Gene Ontology annotation, biological process: ribosomal subunit export from nucleus; protein import into nucleus. Gene Ontology annotation, cellular component: nucleus; cytoplasm. NCBI's taxonomy places the organism in Eukaryota, Metazoa, Cnidaria, Anthozoa, Malacalcyonacea, Xeniidae. The record is from RefSeq and is a predicted model, not a curated record.